AUGAUGAUAUCAAAGAGUAGUGUGAUGAUGAUCAUCACAUUUGUGGCGAUGAUGACAUCAUUGGUGAUGGCAGCCGACAGUCACAAGUACAAGCAUGGCGAUAACAUCCCAUUCUAUGUUAAUAAUGUUGGUCCGUUCUCCAACCCAACAGAGACUUACGAGUAUUACACGCUGCCCUACUGCAAGCCUGAGCACCUGACGCACAAAAAGACAAAGCUGGGCGAGAUCCUCAAGGGCGACUCGGCCGUGCUCUCCGACUACGACCUGCCCUUCAAGGUGAACCUCCAGGACAAGAUCCUGUGCGAGAUGGUGCUCACCAAGAAGGACAUUGCCAAGUUCAAGGAGGCAAUCGACGAAAUGUACUAUGCUGAGAUGAUCUACGACGACCUGCCCAUCUUCUCGUACAUUGGUGCCUCCCAAGAGGACAAGAUCACCAAGACUACAAGAUAUGUCUUGUUCACUCAUCUUCCAUUCCAUGUUGAAUUCAAUGAUAAUCAAGUCAUUCGCAUUGAGAUAGAUACAGAGUCAUUGAGUGGAGUUGAGUUGGCUGAUCAGGAUGAGUUAAAGGUUACAUUGGCCUACUCGGCUACAUGGUCACCACGCGACUUCCCCUUCUCAAAGAGAAUGGAAUUGUAUGAAGACUUCUUCCCAAAGGAGCUAGAGAUUCAUUGGCUAUCAAUCAUGAACUCCUUCUUCUUGGUGAUCUCUCUCACAGGUUUCCUCUCGAUCAUCAUCAUGAGAGUGCUCAAGAACGACUACUCUAGAUAUUCAAAGGUUGACGAAGAAGAGGAAGGUGAUUACCAAGAGGACUAUGGAUGGAAGUUGAUUCAUGGCGAUGUGUUUAGGUUCCCUCCACACAAGAGCAUAUUCUCGGCACUGUAUGGUGUUGGCUGGCAGUUCAUCACCAUCGUUACAGGCAUUCUGUUGCUGGCACUGUUUGGCAUCUUCUAUCCAAACAAUGGAGGCAACAUGUAUGUUGCUGGUAUCAUUCUCUACGCUCUUACUUCAAUUAUCUCUGGCUUCCAAUCAGCCAAAAUGUACAAAAACAUGGGAGGACUGCAAUGGACUUGGAACAUUGUAUUGACUGCGACUAUUUUUACUGUGCCACUGCUUUGCGUUGCAUUCCUUUCCAACACGGUUGCCGUGACAUGGCACUCGACCGUCGCCAUCCCCAUCCUGACGAUCAUCGAGGUGCUGACGAUCUGGGCCUUUGUCGGCUUCCCCCUGACGGUGAUUGGAGGCAUUGCCGGCCGCCGUCUGUCGGGCCAGCUCGAGGUGCCCUGCCGCACCAAGAACUUCCCACGCGAGAUCCCACCCAUCCCCUGGUACCGUCGUCUGCCCUUCCAGAUGAUGAUGGCCGGCUUCCUGCCAUUCAGUGCCAUCUACAUUGAGCUGUUCUACAUCUUCAACUCUGUGUGGGGUCACAACUCCUACACACUAUACGGUAUCCUCUGUCUAGUGUUCAUCAUCCUGAUCAUCGUCACAGCAUGCAUCACUGUAGCCUUUACCUAUUUCCAACUAUCAAUGGAAGAUCAUCGAUGGUGGUGGAUAUCCUUUAUCAAUGGAGGCUCGACAGGUAUAUUCAUUUACAUUUACAGUAUAUUCUAUUAUUACUACCGAUCACACAUGUACGGACUGCUGCAGACGACCUUUUACUUCACGUACAUGUUCAUCGUAUGCUACUUCUUCUUCAUCAUGCUUGGCACCGUUGGAUUCUUCAGUUCUUUAAUAUUUGUAAAGAGAAUCUAUAAGAACUUGAAGUCUGAU
This is a messenger RNA of Acytostelium subglobosum LB1, 1767 nucleotides long. RefSeq lists its product as hypothetical. Lineage: Eukaryota; Evosea; Eumycetozoa; Acytosteliales; Acytosteliaceae. The transcript has 5 exons. The annotation marks the transcript as partial. Gene Ontology annotation, biological process: protein localization to membrane. Gene Ontology annotation, cellular component: membrane. The record is from RefSeq and is a predicted model, not a curated record.